GUACCGGUCAAACUCGCCCAUGGUCUAAAUUCGUCAUUCGAAGUUGGCCAAACCUUCAGGAAUCAACCGGUGCAACUUUCAGAGAUUGGGGAGUGUCGGCAGAUGGAAUCCAAGAGGACUUGGACUGUAGUGGUUGGAAUUGCAGAGAUGCCGAAGGAACAUUUCCAAGACAGAACACGACAAAGGCGCAGCCUCCUACGCAAGAUGACAAGGCAGAGCCAGUCAGGGCUUUGGCCAGGUCAUGGCCAUGUGCCAACAGAAUGGGGGGAUGCCUUUCCUCCCAGGCAUGUUUCCAUUCGCCCUUCCAGGCGCUGGACGAUGCCCCUUCAAGCUCCGAUGGCAGUGACGCCAUUCCAGACGCCGGUGCCACAACCAUCACCUUUCCAGCCGCAGCUGGUCAGCACCAUGGCACCUGUUAACUUGACUGGUGCACUCAACGCCACAGGGCCGUCGCGUCCCCCGCAAGGUACAAAUCCGCUAAUCACUCCCGAUGGUCACUGCGUCUCAGUUGAAAGCGGAGAUGACGAGUGGGACCUUCCAAAGGCCCACAAGAAAAAGAAGGGAAAAACUAUCCGCCCAGCAACUUCCCGAAACUCCGCCUUCGAAAGGCUGGGGGAAAGGGAAGAGAGCCAGAGAAAAUCAGCCAAGCUAAGGCUGGGGCAAAGCGUUGCCCAUGUCAGCGCAUUCGCCCGGUUAGGCGAGAUGAGGGAGGCCGAGCCUGCCCGCACCCAACGCACCCAGUCAAACCGGCAGGAGCCAGCCAGGACGAGGGCCUCUCGCCAGGAGGAAGAGGCGGAAAGCCAACCCAGGGUACCGGUGGCUAACCGGUUAACCACCCCCAAUGAUCGCGUCCAACAGAUGGAGGCAAAGCUGGAGAGGCUGGAGAAGAAGGUCGGGGAGAAGAAUGACCGGGACAAACCCCUCGCAGGGUCCCCGUUCACCACAAGGGUCCAUCUGACACCUUUCCCGCGAAAGGUUAAGAUAGACGCCCCAAGGUUCACCGGUAAGGAGGACCCAGAAAUCCACCUGGACUCCUUCAAUCAGAGUGCAACCAUGAACGGUUGCACAGAUGAAGAAAACGACUUGGCCUCGAAGUUCAAGACCAAGUUCCAGGAGAACUGUACCAAGAGGAAGAAAUUCAUCUAUCUUAGUACAGCCGGGCAGAGGGAAUCUGAGAACCUCACCCAAUUCCUUACCCGGUGGAAGGAGGAGGUAGACAAGGUUGAGGAGAUGGAUGACAAGACAGUGUUGUCCCUCCUCCUAAAUGGUUUGCGAGCUGGGGAACUUUACAAGGAGUUCUGCCGGAAACCCCCGGCCACAUAUCAGGAAGCAUACCAUACUGCAUGGGAGUUCGCCGAGGCGGAAACUCAACUCCGGGCGAAGAAAGAAGCCGAGCAUGGUUACAAGCCCAAACCGGUGCAAGUCAAGAAGGAGGAAGUGCCGGUACCCAGCCGGCCAAGGCACCACUAUGACCCGGUAGUCCGAGUGGUCAAUUCAAAAGAAUGCCAGGAGAUCAGGAAAGCACUGGUCAAUCCUCCGGACAAUCCUACCGGUCAAGCUGGGCGUCAGUGGUCGGGCACCUAUUGUUCAUACCAUAGGUCAGAUUCCCAUAGCACUUCCGAAUGCAAGAGUGUUAAGGGGGUAAUCCGGCAGAUGAUAGACAGCGGAGAACUGGGCAAGGAUUAUCUGCAGAAAGCCCAGGAGAAGAACCAUCAAUGGGUAAGGCCAGCGACCCAGGGAAAUGACCGGGACAAUGACCGGCGGAGGAACAACCGGCAAAGGGAGCAACAACCUGCCCCUGAAAAAGAACAUAUUGGGAUGAUCUUUGGCGGACCCGAAGGAGGAGAUUCGGCCGCGCAGCGAAAAAACUGGGUUCGCAGCAUUUACGUUGGUGAGGUGAAUGCCGAACCGGCCAGGCGUAAGUAUCCCAGGAGGGAGCCAAUAGUCUUCACUGAACGCGACCUCCCUCCUGCCGGUGAAGAUCACAAUGAUCCAUUGGUCAUCACCAUGGACAUCAACGGGGUGGACGUCGCCCGGGUACUUGUUGACACCGGCAGCAGUGUCAACAUCCUCUACCUGGAGACCUUCCAAAAACUCAGGUUGUGUCGGACACAACUUGAACCCCUCAAAACUCCUCUCUCAGGCUUCACGGGAGACACGGUGGAAGCUGAAGGGUCCAUAGUUCUACCGGUCGAACUAGGAUCGGGCGAGAAGACCGUGUGGAAGAAGAUGCAGUUCAUCGUUGUGGACAUCAAAUGCGUCCACAACGCCAUCCUUGGAAGGCCUGGCAUCAACAAGGUCGGGGCGGUGAUUUCCAUGCCUCACCUGUGCAUGAGGUUCCACACUCCAGGCGGUGUGGGAGAAGUGAGGGGCGACCAGAGGAAUGCCCGGGAGUGCUAUGCCCAGGCAGUCAAGAAAAUGACCAAGGGGGUCAACGUCAUCUCCCAAGAAAUCACCAAGGGAGAAACCCGGGAGAAACGGGAGCCUGAAGCUGAGACGGUGGAGAUUGAACUUCGCCCGGGUGAUUCAUCAAGGAUGGUCAGAAUUGGAGCAAACCUCCCAGAAGAUCUCAAUGAAGAGAUUACGCGGGUGCUCCAAGAAUACGCGGGCAUAUUCGCAUGGAGCGUGGCGGAUAUGCCCGGGAUAGACCGCUCAAUCAUCUGCCACCGGCUGGCAGUGAGGGAUGGAAAUGAACCGGUCAACAAACCCGCUGAGCAAUGGUGGGAGAUGGCGGUACACGGGGCAUCUGGCCCUAGAGGAUGUGGGGGUGGUAUCGUAUUUACCACCCCAGAAGGGUUCAAGAUUUACCAUGCAAUCGUCUUCAACUUUAAGUUGACGAACAACGAAGCAGAGUAUGAGGCUCUUGCUGGAGGGCUCAGACUUGCCCAAGCACUGAAGAUCAACCGGGUCAGUAUCAAAUCUGAUUCCAGUUUGAUCGUUGGCCAAGUGACCGGUAACAUGGAAACCAGAGAAGGGCGAAUGGCGCAAUACAAGGACCUGGUGCUUGCCUUGUUGAAAAGCUUCGAGGAAUUCAAGAUUGCCCAAAUCCCCCGGGCAGAGAACGCGGAUGCAGACCUUCUCUCCAAGUUGACGCAAUAUGCCCCCGAGCACGUUUCAAAACUUGCCCGGGUAGAAAUUCUUGAUCAUGCCAGCAUUGAAAAAUUGGAAGUAGCCGCCAUAACAGAAGCAGGCCAAUCUGACCGGUCAAACUUGGUCGGGGCGGAUGACCACUGGAUGUAUGAUCUGAUGGAGUAUCUGAUGCACGGGACCUUGCCGGAACAAGAUGACCGGGCAAGAAAAGUAAAGCUCAGAGCACCCCGAUUUCAAGUCCUUGAUGGGAAGCUGUACAAAAGGGCAUUUGGAGGACCACUCCUGAGAUGUCUAACCAAUCGGGAGGCUGAACGGGUCAUAGCAGAAGUCCAUGAAGGUGUAUGCGCGGCGCAUCAUAUGUCCCGCACUCUUUCUCAGCGCAUCAUCUUGUUGGGGUAUUACUGGCCAACAAUUGUCCAGGAUUGCGAGAGGUACGUCCAGAAGUGCAGAACGUGCCAAGUGUUCUACAAGUACCCCGGUAGGCCGGCGACCUACUAUCACCCCGUAUCAAACAAGCGGCUGGGGGAAGCAGGAAACAAAUGGCUUGAAGAACUUCCGCACAUCGUAUGGGCAUUCCGAGUAGCGCCCAGGAGGGCUCAUGGGGAAACUCCGUUCUCCCUAACUUAUGGGUGUGAAGCAAGGCUGCCCAUCGAAGCUGAAUUCCCAACGUUUCGGGAAUCAAAUUAUCAACCCCAGCAAAAUGAAGAGGACCAUCUAGCCGAGCUCAACUUGGUCGAAGAGCGGAGAAUGGCCGCGGAAGUUAAAAUGAGCACAUAUCAACAAGUCGUGAAGAAGUACCACGACAACAAGGUUGGACCGCGAUACUUUCAAGUCGGCGAUGAAGUCCUGCGAAGAAGGGAGGCUAGUAGACCGGGAGACGGAGGAAAGCUGGCCAAAAACUGGGAAGGGCCUUACCGGGUUAGAGCUAUCAUUCGUCCGGGAACCUACCGGUUAGAAACUCUUGAAGGUGUACCGGUAGAAAGAACCUGGAAUUCCCAUCAUCUUCGCAAGUUCUACAAAUGAUUGUAAUGCUAGGCAAGACCUACUUUAUUAUCAAUCAGACCAAUGACAUUCAAUACUCUACAUGGUAGCAGCAAAAUUGAUAGGUCGAACCUAUCCUAGGAGGGCUUCCCGGGUGGAUCGGAUCCACUCGGAUAAGCCAACUGAGACACAGG
This is a messenger RNA of Cuscuta campestris, 4265 nucleotides long. The record is from the annotation of a GenBank genome assembly. NCBI's taxonomy places the organism in Eukaryota, Viridiplantae, Streptophyta, Magnoliopsida, Solanales, Convolvulaceae.